UCUUGAGUUGUCUUCUGUUCGACCUUUCCCUCUCUCUGUAGAAAACGUGCUUCAAUGACAUUCCAGUUACUGAUGUAAGGAGUCUAGCGUUAGUCCUGAGGAAGAUAUAGAAAUGUCUUUAUACUCUUUAUUUCGAGCUGUCAGGACAGAAGUAGUCAAGGGAUGUCUCACUCAGCACGUUCAGUCUCUCUACACCAGCUGCCCGAGUUUAGCAGCAGAUAAAGCACUUCUCCUCAAAUUACGUAAAUCUACGGGCUACACCUUUAUCAACUGCAAAAAGGCCCUGGAGAAAUCCAACAAUGACAUUACAGAGGCAGAAACCUGGCUGCACGAACAAGCCAAAAAAGAGGGCUGGAGUAAAGCGAAUAAACUGGAAGGUCGAAAAGCCAAGGAAGGGCUGAUUGGUCUCCUUAUGGGCGACAAUGCAGCGGUCAUGGUUGAGGUGAACUGUGAGACAGAUUUUGUGGCGAGGAAUGAGAAAUUCCAGCAGUUGGUGAAGGAUGUUGCUUUGUCUGUAAUGGCUCAUAACAGCAGCAAAAAACAAAAAACAGGGUAUAUGAAGAGUGUGCUGUCUUCUGAGGAUAUUAAUAAGCUCGAUGUUCCUGAGGCCUCACUGGCAGAUCAGGUGGCCUUGACUGUAGGGCGGUUAGGUGAGAACAUUGGCGUGCGGCGGGCCGUCUCACUUGCUGUGCCCUCUGAUUGGUACAUCGGCUCAUACAUUCAUGGGGCAGUUACCGAGCAGGUUGGCUUUGAGAUGGGGCGCUAUGGAUCGCUAGUUGUGUUUCAAGGUGGACCAAAGGAUGGGACAGACACUCUGGGAAGGAAGUUGGGGCAACAUAUAGUGGGUGAAGCACCCGUUUCUCUUGGCAACAUGGACGAUACACCAUGUGGUGAAGCUGAGACAAGACUUUUGCCCCAGACCUUCCUCCUAGAUCCUAAAUAUACUGUGGGACAGUUCCUGACUCUACAGAACGCACGUGUGCUAGACUUCAUACGCUUCCAGUGUGGAGAGAGCACCAGUCAGGAGGAGUGAACAGUUCUGUUUCGAAUGAGAAAAAAUGUCUCCUUAAAGCAGUGGUUCUCAGAC
Puntigrus tetrazona (Sumatra barb) is the source of this 1087-nucleotide messenger RNA. Its product is annotated as elongation factor Ts, mitochondrial-like. Gene Ontology annotation, cellular component: mitochondrial matrix. Gene Ontology annotation, biological process: mitochondrial translational elongation. The record is from RefSeq and is a predicted model, not a curated record. Gene Ontology annotation, molecular function: protein binding; translation elongation factor activity. NCBI's taxonomy places the organism in Eukaryota, Metazoa, Chordata, Actinopteri, Cypriniformes, Cyprinidae.